This is a messenger RNA of Fusarium redolens, 1518 nucleotides long. Its product is annotated as cytochrome P450. NCBI's taxonomy places the organism in Eukaryota, Fungi, Ascomycota, Sordariomycetes, Hypocreales, Nectriaceae. The record is from RefSeq and is a predicted model, not a curated record. The coding region runs from base 1 to 1518 and encodes 505 amino acids. The transcript is spliced from 3 exons. Gene Ontology annotation, molecular function: oxidoreductase activity, acting on paired donors, with incorporation or reduction of molecular oxygen; heme binding; iron ion binding.
AUGCUUCUGGAUAAUGUCUCUCUCCCAAAUACAUGGGUGAUUGUGAUUCUGACUGGACUGUUGUUUCUUCUGAGUCGCUAUGUGUCGCCCUCCGUCGAUUCGCUGGAGCCGCCGUUGCUGAAGCCUCGAGUUCCGCUGGUAGGACACAUCAUCUCAAUGUUCAGCCAGGGCGGUGGGUUCUAUGUUCGACUAUUUAAAGAUCGCAAGACGCCCAUCUGCACCCUUCCCAUGCUGAACGGCAAGGUCUACGUCAUCAACUCCCCAGAUCUCAUCCAAUCAGCCUUGAAAAACAAUGACAUAUCCUUCGAUCCGUUUCUCGUUGAAUUCUCUAAAGCCAUGUGGGGUUUGAGUCAGAAUGCAGGAGAUCUCAUCUCCAACAAGGUCUACCUCAAGACGGGGCUAUCGAUUAUCCAAUCUACCCUCAUGGGUGAACCAUUGCACAGACUUAAUCUCAGUGCUUUGACAAGACUAAUGACGUAUCUUAAUCCUAUUCGACCUGGAGAGGAACUGGAUGCGCCUGACGUGUUUAUCUGGCUUCGAGACAUCUUGACGGAUGCAACUGCGACAGCUCUCUUCGGGGUGAAGAAUCCGUUGACAGUGGAUAAAGCGCAUCUCAUGUGGGCGUUUGAUAAGCAAUCCAUGUUUGUAGCAUUGGGGGUUCCAAGCUUCAUAACCAAAAAGGCAGUCGAGGCAAGAAGAGAGAUCAACAAGCUCCUUCUAGACUACUAUGAAUCCAAAGGCGAGCUUGAAGACGGUGUAUCUGACAUCAUACGUGACAGGGCCAAGUUUCUUCGUAGCACUGGCUUUACAGAUGAUGACCUAGCUCAUAUGGAAAUGCUGCUGCCUUGGGUUGGAGUUACUAACACUGCGCCCACUUUGUUCUGGCUGUUUGUGCACGUCUUGACGAACACGGAGUAUCUAUCUCACAUCCGAGCUGAGGUUGAGGAUAUCACUGUUGUUACAGACGGGCCCGAGGGAAAGACAGCAACAUUUGAUGUCAGAAAACUUGAGAAAUGCUGCCCCUUCCUCCACGCCUGCUAUCAAGAAUCUCUACGUCUGUAUCUUCAUUCCAUCGGAAACAGACGUGUCAUGGAAGAUACCAAGGUCCAAGACGCACAGGGUCGCGGUUAUCUGCUCAAGAAGGGGUUCAAUAUCCAAUGGGCACCGUCAGUAACUCACUUCAUCGACGAAAUUUGGGGCCCAGACGCGAAUACCUUCAAGCCAGAGCGCUUUCUAGAUGUAUCAAUACAAGAUGAGAAAAAGCGAAGAGGAUCAUUGCUAUCUUUCGGAGGCGGAAAGCACCUCUGUCCUGGACGCAAGUUUGCGUUUACGGAAAUAUUAGGGUUCGUUGGUGUUGUUGCGCUAAGCUUUGAAGCCGAGGGACUGAGUCUGCCAAAGUCGAGGGAUCCUGGUGUUGGAGUUGGCCCGAGAAUGCCGGACUGGGGAGGAAUGGAUCCUGGGUUUACGUUGAAGAGGAGGGAAGGUUGGGAAGAUGCCACUUGGGUAUUUCAGGAGUAA